Messenger RNA from Uncinocarpus reesii 1704, 1626 nucleotides. Its product is annotated as carboxypeptidase Y. Gene Ontology annotation, biological process: proteolysis. The coding region runs from base 1 to 1626 and encodes 541 amino acids. Lineage: Eukaryota; Fungi; Ascomycota; Eurotiomycetes; Onygenales; Onygenaceae. The transcript is spliced from 2 exons. Gene Ontology annotation, cellular component: fungal-type vacuole. The record is from RefSeq and is a predicted model, not a curated record. Gene Ontology annotation, molecular function: serine-type carboxypeptidase activity.
AUGAAAACCUUUACAGCGGCCUUGCUGGUCGGGACAGCCCUGGCUGCUGUUCCCCAGCAGCAACCACUACAAACUCAAGUCGAAGACAGCGCCUGGGCCAAGCCUCUUGAGGACCUGAAGGACACGAUAAAGUCCAUGGGCGCUGAGGCAAAGCAGGCAUGGGAUCAAUUAGCGUCUGCAUUCCCUGAUGCUCUCAACGAAUACACCCUCUUCUCUGCCCCGAAGAAGCAUACACGCCGACCAGAUUCCCAUUGGGAUCAUGUCGUCCGGGGAGCUGACGUACAAGGAAUCUGGGUUGACGGUGUUGACGGCCAAAAGCACCGAGAAGUCGAUGGUAAACUAGAGAACUACGAUCUGCGAGUCAAGGCCGUUGACCCAUCGAAACUCGGGAUCGACCCUGGCGUGAAACAGUUCAGCGGUUAUUUGGACGAUAACGAAAACGAUAAGCAUCUCUUCUACUGGUUUUUUGAAUCGCGCAACGACCCGAAGAAUGACCCUGUCGUGUUGUGGUUGAACGGUGGCCCAGGCUGCUCCUCCUUGACUGGCUUGUUCUUUGAACUCGGUCCAGCUAGCAUCGAUAAGAACCUAAAAGUCAUCCAUAACCCUUACUCGUGGAACUCCAACGCGUCUGUGAUUUUCUUAGAUCAGCCCGUGAACGUUGGCUUCUCAUAUAGCGGCAGUUCAGUCAGCGACACCAUUGCUGCCGGCAAAGAUGUCUAUGCCCUGCUUACUCUCUUCUUUAAACAAUUCCCCCAGUACGCCAAACAAGAUUUCCACAUCGCCGGUGAAUCAUAUGCAGGACACUACAUUCCGGCUUUUGCGUCGGAGAUUCUUUCCCAUAAAAACCGAAAUAUCAACCUCAAGUCCGUGCUUAUCGGAAACGGCCUGACUGACCCUCUCACCCAAUACCCCCACUACAGACCAAUGGCCUGUGGUGAGGGCGGAUAUCCCGCUGUUUUGGACGAGUCCAGCUGUCGCUCCAUGGAUAAUGCUCUUCCUCGCUGUCAGUCCAUGAUCGAAUCGUGCUAUAGUAGCGAGAGCGCCUGGGUAUGCGUGCCAGCCUCGAUUUACUGCAACAACGCGAUGAUUGGCCCUUACCAGCGCACCGGCCAGAAUGUCUAUGAUGUCCGCACUAAAUGCGAAGACGGCUCUCUCUGCUAUACUGGCCUCAACUACAUCACCCAGUGGCUUAACCAAAAGCCUGUCAUGGAAGCCCUUGGUGCAGAAGUUGAAAGCUACGAUUCCUGUAACAUGGAUAUCAACCGCAAUUUCCUUUUCCACGGUGACUGGAUGAAGCCAUACCACCGUCUCGUGCCAGGAUUGAUUGAAAAGCUUCCCGUCCUCAUCUACGCUGGUGACGCUGACUUUAUUUGCAAUUGGUUGGGUAACAAGGCAUGGACGGAAACCCUUGAGUGGAGCGGCCGCGCAGAAUUCGCUAGCGCUGAAAUGAAGAAUCUAACUAUCGUCGAUAACAAGAGCAAGGGCAAAAACAUCGGCCAAGUCAAAUCCCAUGGCAAUUUCACUUUUAUGCGACUCUUUGGAGGUGGCCACAUGGUUCCGCUUGAUCAACCUGAGGCCAGUCUUGAAUUCUUCAAUCGCUGGUUGGGGGGUGAAUGGAAAGCUUAG